Messenger RNA from Loxodonta africana (African savanna elephant), 1403 nucleotides. RefSeq names its product ERCC excision repair 1, endonuclease non-catalytic subunit (gene ERCC1). Gene Ontology annotation, biological process: mitotic recombination; UV-damage excision repair. Bases 457 to 1353 code for a protein of 298 amino acids. The transcript has 10 exons. Gene Ontology annotation, cellular component: nucleus; ERCC4-ERCC1 complex; nucleotide-excision repair factor 1 complex. NCBI's taxonomy places the organism in Eukaryota, Metazoa, Chordata, Mammalia, Proboscidea, Elephantidae. Gene Ontology annotation, molecular function: single-stranded DNA binding; damaged DNA binding. The record is from RefSeq and is a predicted model, not a curated record.
GGGCCAGACACAGAGGAAGCGCUCUGGGAAUAUGUGUGCAAUAAAUGAAUGAAUGGGGAAACUGAGGCCAAGUCAAUGGCAGAGCCGGGAGUCAAACUCAAGUCUCUCUGUACUGAGAGAAGGGCCCUAGUUUGAGCUCCCACCACCUCUACUCCCCUGAGGUCUGCCCGGAGCCGAGGCACACAAAAGGCGCUCAAUAAUGACAUUGAAAUUGGACUGCUUGGAAGCCAGACACUCUGGGGGCCACAGAUUACUCCUCUAGCCUCCGCAGUCCUCCAAGACCAUAGAGAGCUGCGCAGGGACCGCCCCUCUCCGUGCUCAACCGCUUCGGGAAGCUUGAGGGCCAGAGAGGCCGGAAGUUCGGUGAUCCUGGGGCCGCGCUGGCCGCCCCGGCCGCGGGAGGCCUCGAUUCCCCGCCGAUAUUUUCCCGGUGGCCUCGGAACCAAGAGACCCCAGAUGGACCCUGGGAAGGAUGAGGAGGGGGUGUCACAGCCCCCAGGGCCGCCCCAAAGGAAGAAGUUCGUUAUACCACUGGACGACGAUGAGGUCCCUCCUUCUGGGGCCAAGCCCUUAUUCAAAUCCACACGGAGCCUUCCCACUGUGGAGACCCCAGCCCAGGAAAACCCUCAGACAUAUGCUGAGUACACCAUCUCGGGGCCUCCAGGAAGGGCUGCAGCCACGUGCCUCACAGGGUCAGAUGCCCCGGCAGGAGAAACUCCCAACCAGGCCCCCAAACCAGGGGCAAAAUCCAAUAGCAUCAUUGUCAGCCCCCGGCAGAGGGGCAACCCAGUGCUGAAGUUUGUGCGCAAUGUGCCCUGGGAAUUUGGCGACGUGGUCCCGGACUACGUGCUGGGCCACAGCACCUGUGCUCUCUUCCUCAGCCUCCGCUACCACAACCUCCACCCAGACUACAUCCACCAGCGGCUGCAGAGCCUGGGGAAGAACUUCGCCCUGAGGGUCCUGCUCGUCCAGGUGGACGUGAAAGACCCUCAGCAGGCCCUCAAAGAGCUGGCUAAGAUGUGCAUCCUGGCAGACUGCACCCUGAUCCUUGCCUGGAGCCCGGAGGAGGCUGGGCGGUACCUGGAAACCUACAAGGCCUACGAGCAGAAGCCGGCAGACUUGCUAAUGGAGAAGCUGGAGCAGGACUUUGUCUCCCGGGUGACUGAAUGUCUGACCACGGUGAAGUCAGUCAACAAAACAGACAGUCAGACCCUCCUGGCUACUUUCGGGUCUCUGGAACAGCUCAUCGCUGCAUCACGGGAAGAUCUGGCCUUGUGCCCAGGCCUGGGGCCCCAGAAGGCCCGGAGGCUGUUUGAUGUCUUACAUGAGCCCUUCCUGAAAGCACCCCAGUGAUCCCGGCUGCCAAGGACGCCCCAGGUGUCAUAAUAAAGUAUUUGCCCGUU